Molecule: messenger RNA, 5743 nt
Organism: Peromyscus maniculatus bairdii (prairie deer mouse)
Lineage: Eukaryota; Metazoa; Chordata; Mammalia; Rodentia; Cricetidae
Source: RefSeq, a predicted model, not a curated record
CCAGUGCCGGCACCCGGGAACGUCAGCACGCCGCCGUCCCUAGACAGGCUGCGCGCCCGCCCCAUUGGGCGGAAGGAGAGGGCCGGCCCUCCCCAUUGGCCCGGCCCUCAUAUUGAACGAGCCAAUGGGAGCUGCGGUUUCAGGUCGCCAUGGAGACCGAUGCUGUUAAGAGCGAGAGGGCCAGGAGAAGGUGGGGAGUGAAGAUGAAGGUGUCUGUGGCCUCCGGCGCGGGAGGGGGUGGGGGGAAGGAGUAUUAGGGGAUUCCCGAGCUAGCGCUCUGAAAUCGGGCGGGUCUUGCUUUUGACUACUGCCAAGACUGUGCAUGGUAGGGCUUGUCCCUGGCGUCAAAGGCAGAAACCACUGAGCCCCUGGACUUCGGCUUAACAUUGAGAGCUCAGGAGUGGGCGGUUCAUUUUUCCUGCACCUGGGGAGCCUGCAAGGCUAUGCCCUUUGACCUUUGACAUCCGUGCAGCCCGAUGGAGAGGUGUGGCUGUGCCAUUCAAGCAGGAGGUGGCUUGAUUCUUACAAUGACGGUGGAAAUGAGCAGCGAGGACGUGGAUUUCGGAAGAAGCUUAUCGGAUAAAAUCGACAGAAAACAUGAAUAAAAGAGAUUGGCCAUUCAUGAUGAUUCAGAGAAAUGACAUCUCAGAUAACCUGGCGCUCCAUGUGAAAGAUGGGAUGAGAAACUUCAGGUAUAAGCCAGCAGACUACCAACAGUUACGCGCCUUAACCAAAGCCAGGAAGUUAGCGUCUGCUUCCGCAGAGCAGAAGAUCAGAAAAGCCGUGGAGACUUCCAAGGCAGCGAAAGAACAAAUGUUGAUCAAACAGCACAAACAAGUGUGGUGGCGGGAACAGGAGCGGCUGAGCGGACUCAGAUGUAAAUUGGAGUCUGAAAUAAAAUCUUGUCUCAGUGAGGAGAGCAUUGGAAAUGAAUGUUUUUGUGAGCUUAUGAAUUUUGAGCAGGAGCUGUCAGAACAAUGGUGCACAUAUCUUAAAGCUGCGAUCAACCCUAUUCAUCAACUGAGAGCAAACCUGAGGAGACAGCGCCACACUUCCCAGCAUGCACCCUGCCGUAAGGGGUCUAAUUCAGCAGUGGUUCUCGAAGAGGUUGACUCUGUCAAGAAACAAUCCAAGGCUGUCUUUGCAAGACUUGAUCAGGAGCGACAGGAAAUAGAAAAAGACCUUUCAGACUGGAGUGUGAAGUUACUAGAUUAUUCUUCAGAAGAAAAGGCUAACCUGCUCAGUGAACAGCCCACGGAGUUAGAGACUUUGGAGUGCCCAUACCCUGAUCUGAAAUCUUCCAUCCUUACUGAGUUCUCGAACUUUACAGAGAAAUAUCAAAAGAAACUUAAAGACGUUGAUCUGCAAUUAGAAGACAUACGCAGAAACUUUCAACUAAGUGAAGAAGAGCAGUGGAUUUACCAGGCUGUCUUAGAGCAGUACCCUGGAAAUCUCCUUGGCAGAAGGACUCUUUACUUGGACAUGUUACAAAGAUAUUUUCCUCACAAACCUAGGCAUCAUUUGGUAGAACAUGAGAAAUACUCUGACCAGUAUCGCUUUGCUGGAGAGCAGAGAAGAAUCCUGAUAGACAAUUGGGAAAAGAGUAGGAAAGACUUUAUACAGAAAGCCAUGUUGACCCUCCUUGAGGCCUGUGCAGCCCAUGAAGUGGAGAGCAUGCUGGCCAAGGACAGGAAGAGGCAGCAGGAACUGUGUGCUGAUCUGAAAGCCAAGGUUUCUCAAUGGCGAGCCCAUCAGGAAGAGCUAGCAAGACUGGAAAUGGAAAUUUCCGUCAGAAGAAGAGAAAGGGAAGAGGAGAAAGAGAAACUAUGGAAAAAGAAGGAAUUGCUACAAAGGGAAGAGGCAAAGAUAAAGAUAAGGAAAUACUGGGCUAAGAAACAACAGAAGUGGCAAGACAUGGAAAUGAGAGACCUCCAGCGUCUAGAGGAGCUGAAGACAUUAAUGGCUGAACAGUCAGUGAAAGACAGAGAAAGGGUUAAAUACAGACAAGAAUUGCUGGAGAAGCGUUUGAUGGAGAGAAAAAACAUGGCCCUUCAAGAAGUUCAGGAAGAAGAAGAGAGAGAGAGGCGGCUGGAAGCCCUUCGAAAACAGGUUGCUGUUGUUGUUCAAUCUGAUCCAGUCAGAAUGAUGUCAGAUACCAUGGCAUGGAAAGCUAGGACAGGCACUGAACGUGAAGAUGAAUUUAUCCUGCAAAAGCCACUCUUCACACUGACCACAUACAAUGAGCAGCAGAUAACUUCCGAUCCUAGACUUCGAUUUGAGUUAGCGCUUCGAGAAGCUGGACUCCAUAAGACACUGUACGCCAAAGAGAUGCUACCAAAAAUCAGUCCCCAGAAACCUCCAAGGAAGGACACAGAGUCUACUGUAUUCAAACAGUAGACUAGAGGACAUGCACAAACAUUAUAUGGACAUGGAUAAUGAUUAUCACCACGUCUCAAUGUUUAAAACCCACCAGACAUAAAUCAUAGCAUUUAUAAACAACUUUGCCUUUUUUCACUCUUCAAAGUUUUAUGCACUAUUCUAUUUUUCUUUAAGUAACAUGUGCUAUUACCAAACUCUCCAAAACUAUGGGACUUUGGUAUACAUGUUGUCAUUUGGUAGGGUGUUAUUUUGGUGGGGGUUUUUUUCCCUAUAAAGGGGAGCUCAAAAUAACUAUUUGUAGGAAUUAUAUGUUUCAUAGCUCCACUUUUUUUUUUGGAAAUUUGUUAUUUCACCAUUUGACUUUUAAUUAUGGAAGCUUCACUAUCACUAAUAUGUCUAUUGUUUUUUGGUUUAUUGUAAAGGAAGGGAUUGAACAUUCUCUAUAUUUAGGAACCAGCUUGGUACAUCAUGCUUACUACAAGCCAGUCAUCUGAACAAUCUCCGUUUGCAAAUUUUCCUGCAGAAGACAGUGGAAGUGGUGUCUCCAUCAUGGGAAUACCGAUUUUGUCUGGGAAGACAUGACUGUGUGGUUGUUUAGGAGGAAAAACUGAAAUUUUAUGAUACUUGAAAUAUUAUCAAAAGUUCCAAAUUACCCAAGAAAUACCUAGACGAUUUUCUUGAAGAGAAAGUAUCGAAGAGAAGUAUUUCAUAUAAAACUUACCCAUAAAUUUUUGACUAUUUCUAAAAAGUAAAAUGUGUUGUUGAAACUUCCAGUGGCUAGUAGUAGUAAGAAGACUAACCGCUUUCUUUGUCUUUAUUGCCAUCCCAUGUAUUUCUCAUCCACCUCUAGCCAUGGGGUUGUUGUCUGUAGGUAGUUUUGAGAAUGCUCUGAAACCACAAAAUCCAGGGCUGAGGACGAGGCUCAGUUAGUAGAGAGCGUGCCUAUACUGCCUGAAGCCCUGACUUCCAGCACCCUAUAAACUGGAUGUGGUAGCACACACCUGUAAUUCCAGCAUCAGGAGAUGGGAAGCAGGAGAAUCAGCGGUUCAAGGUCAUCCUUGGCUAGAUAGUGAGUUUACAGCCAGCCUGUAACACAGGAGACCCUGUUGAAAAAAAGAGGAAGAGAGGGAAGAGCCGGGGAGGGAGGGGAGGGGAGAGAGAGAGAGAAAAGCAGGGAGAGAAAAGAAAUAAAAACCAGUCUGACUGGUACUCUUCAUGAGCUCCCCAAGCAUCAUGAGUGUAAGUAAAAAUCAACCCAGCCUGUCAGGAUACAUUGCCUUUAUAAGAGGUUCUAUAGGGGAAAAAUCUUAUCCAUAUCCCACAAUUCAUCCCAAUGACUCCCUGCUACAGCUCUUUGCAUCAUUAAAAUAUCUCAUCAAAAAGUGGAGAGAACCUUAAAAAGAGGUGGAGAGUGGUGGGCAUGGAUUUGUCCUGGGGACUUUCCUAGGGGUCAAAACUGUUAUUUUAUGGGGCUCUGACUAUAAACCCAUGGAAACCUGCUGUAACAGAAAACAGGAAGAUUUGGAUGCCACUGAGCCUGUGGAUCCCUACAGAUGUGGACAGCCAUACCAGAGUCCUGGGAUCACGUUCAAACACUACUGAAAUAUUUAUUCUUUUUAAACUCUCUUAACUAAAGACUCUUAGCUGGUGCUGCCUUCUUAGUAUGUAGCACUGCCAUUCUGAGAAAAAGGAAGAUGUCAAAUGGUGUUGUUGUGAGGAGGACCGAGUUGUGAUCCGGGCAGCAGUCUAGCCAUUGGCUGUGCCCAGAUUCAGACUCUAACAAUUUUCUUUAUUUUCUAAAAAACUGUAUUAAUAGUAGCUAUUAAUCACUGAGUAUAAACUGGAUGCUUAGCAUCAGUAUGUGCUUUCCAUAUUAUAUUUGAUCAUCAUUACAGCCUUAUGAUAUGGUUCUUGUCAUUUUAAAGAUCUAGAAAUAUAAAAAAAAUCUAGAAAUGAGAUCAGAGAGAUGAAAUAAUAUACAUUUAUCAGUUGUCUUCAAACAGAGACAUUAAAUGAAUGUAGUGAGUCCUGACCAUUUUUAAGUAAAAUAUAAGAAAAUAAUCUGAAGUCUAAAUGAUUAAUGAACACACAAAAAGAUAAAAAUGCUUAUUCAGACCCCCAGUGAAAGACUGGUACCCACCCACCAGAUGAACAGCACUGCCAAUGGAUGUAAUAGCCACAAGAAAAUGGGAUGACCGCGUGUGGUGGCAUAGGUCUGUAAUCCCAGCAUUUGGAAAGGGGAAGCAGCAGGGUCAGGUUAUGGGAUAAAUCUUUGGAGUCUAUUUGAUAGUCAAAGGAAUUUAUCUGGAGGUUAACUCACAACCAGAGUAAAGGAGUUGGUUGCAGAAUCCUGGAGGGGUGGGGCACGGUGGAACGUGGUUCUCUGGAGAACUCUGCCUUGAUCCGCAUCAGCAUCCAAGACCACAAAGUAGGGAAGACAAGAGAGCAUGUACAAGCAUCCCAGGUCUUAAGGAUCCUUGGUGGCCACGCCCAAGAAGCAAGUACCUAGCAGCUACUAGGGGUGGUACUUCAGGGCAUGGCACAAACAACCCCCCACUACACUCAGGAAUUUGGGGUCACCCUCAGCUAUAUAGGUGGAGGCUAACCUGGGCUACAUGAUACAAUGUCUCCAAAGCCAAAAGGGCACAAAACAGCUCUGCGGUGGAACACACCUGUAAUGGGAGUACGGGGCAGGUAGAAGCAGGAGAAUCAGAAGUUCAAGGCUAGUCUCUGGUGUAUAGAAGUAAAUCAGACACUGUCUCAAAAAAGAAAGGAAAAGAAGAUAGGAAGCCUGUGUGAGUGUGGACUGGAGAGCUUGCCUGCUGAGGUCAUGGUUUUUAUACCUUUGAUUCAGCAACUCUCCUCGUAGAUGUGUGCUAUUGAAAGUCCACUGUGUCAGUGUGGGGGGCGGCAGAAACUGGGGUUCAGAAAGAAAAACAAACUAAAUUUCAUCAGUAGCAAACUGGACAGACAUAAAAAUCAUGGUAUAUUCAUUUAUGGAAUUACAUAUCACAAAGGAAAUGGGGGGAUUUUAUCGAUAUGGACAUUAUAUUUACCAAAAGGGGUGAAGUGUCAUAUUUCAUUUCUCUAAAGAACAAAAACCUGCCAAGAUAAUCUAUAUUGCUUAUGGAUACAUGGGAGGCAAAACAGUAGAGAAAAGCGAGAAAAUAAAAAUCAAGACGAGGAUUACCUUGGGUGGCCAGGGAGACAGGCAGGAUUGAAGACCCACAAGCUCCUGAAAGUGUUGUAUUGUUUAACCAGGGGUGUGGCUACAGAACAUUUCUGAUCAUUUUCAGGUCCAUGUGCAUAUUUUACAUACAGUUACAUGCCAAGUAAAUUCCACAAAAAUAAAAAAGGAAUAUAA